This is a messenger RNA of Vidua chalybeata, 2742 nucleotides long. RefSeq names its product dynein axonemal assembly factor 5 (gene DNAAF5). Lineage: Eukaryota; Metazoa; Chordata; Aves; Passeriformes; Viduidae. Gene Ontology annotation, molecular function: dynein intermediate chain binding. The record is from RefSeq and is a predicted model, not a curated record. Bases 1 to 2520 code for a protein of 839 amino acids. Gene Ontology annotation, cellular component: cytoplasm. Gene Ontology annotation, biological process: cilium movement; outer dynein arm assembly; inner dynein arm assembly. The transcript has 13 exons.
AUGGCGGCGGCGGCGGCGGCCGAGGCGGCGGCGGCCGAGCUGUCGCAGGCGCUGGCCCGGCCCCUCAGCCUGCUCCAGCAGCCCGACUGCGGCCGGGCGGCGCGGCUGCGGGCGCUGGAGGACAUCCGCGCCCAGCUGCAGGGCCGGCCGCUGCCGGGCGCGGUGCUGCAGGAGGUGUUCGCGGCGCGGCUGCUGCGGCCGCUGUCGCGCUGCCUGGCGGGGGACGCGGCGGAGCGGUGCCGGGAGCUCGCCCUGCAGCUGCUCCGCCACGGGCUCAGCCAGGGCGAGCGGCCCUGCGAGGCGCUGCCCGUGCUCCUGCCGGCCCUGGCCCAGCGGCUCUGCCCGCCGCAGGGCGCGGAGCCCAGCGAGGAGCUGCGGCUCGGCCUGGUGCAGCUGCUGAGCCUCCUGCUGCAGCGCUGCGGCGCCUCCACGGCCCCCUACCUCGGCGACAUCGCCCGCGUCCUCCAGGCCACCCUCCUCGACCACUAUGCCGAGGUCAGGCGGGAGAGUUGCAGGUGUGCCGUGGCCUGCGCCAGGGCCGUGCCAGAGCACUUCCAUAUGCAGUCAGAGUCUCUGAUAAAACCCCUAAUGCAGACAAUUUCCCACCAACACUACAGAGUUCGUGUUGAUGUGAUUCAGGCUACUGGAGCAGUGAUACAGUUUGGGAAUGGAAAGUCUGUGGAUGAUGUCCUGUCUCAUCUGGCCCAGAGGUUAUUUGAUGAGAUUCCCAAGGUACGGCACGCUGUAACAACUGUCAUUGGAGAAUGGUUGUUGCACCUACGAGACAGAUACUCAUAUUUUCACAAGUUGAUCCCUCUGUUACUUGGCAGCUUUACUGAUGAAAUUCCUGAAAAUGCGAAACUGGCUUGGACCUACUGGGAAAAGAUAGGCUUGCAAUGGGAGAAAGAGAAUGAAGAAGAUUUGAAGGAUAAGAUGGAUUUUAGUGUUUCACCAUCUCAUUAUCCCAAAGGAGAGACUCGACCCGGACUGGGUUGUCGGGAACUUGUGUCAAGAAACCUCUCCAAAAUUCUCCCAGGUCUCUGUCAUGAUAUCACAGACUGGCUUGGAAGCACAAGAAUCAAAGCAUCCCAGCUCCUGUACACAUUAUUGCUGCAUGCAGAGGAUCACAUCACCCAACACAUGGAGCUGCUGCUGAGAACUUUGUACCAAGCAUGCUCAGAUGAAGAAAGUGAAGUGGUUAAAAAUAGUGUGAAAGCAGCAGAAUUGAUUGGAACGUUUGUCAGCCCUAAGGUGUCUUUGAAAUUAAUCACCCCAGCCUUCGAGCAGACACCCAAAGCCUCCUGUGUGAUGGUUCUGGCUGCAGUGAUUCGAGGUAGCCCAAAAGAAAUCUUACAGCCUCAUGUGGCCCAGCUUGGCAACACACUGUCACAGGCUGGAGUCUGUCAGCGAUCUGAAGAGGUCUUUUAUAUGGAGCAGCUGCUUUAUUGUGUACAAGCAUUGAUUGAAGUGUGCCAGGAAGACUGCAAAGAAAUUAGCUCACAGCUAAUGAAAGUUUUGGUGACCAUAAUGGCAAUACCAUCUUCUCAGGACCUUAAAGAAAAGGUGGAGAAAACAAUGUCUUCAUUAGCUGCAGUGCAGCAACUGGAAAGUUUUCAUUGUCUCUACAAGCAGCACAUAACCCAGCUGCUGGAGUGGGCUGCAGUGUCCUGUGAAGGGUGGACCUGCUAUUCCCCAGAAGUGUUGCAGUUCGAGGUCAUCGCAACCCAUUCAGGUCCUGUCAUAGGUGAAGCUCUGGAUGAGUUUAUUCUGGUUCUGAAGACGUGUCUCCAGGCAAACAGAGAUCCCCAGAUGCGGUUAAAGCUUUUCACUGUUUUAUCCCAGUUGUUGCAGAAAGCAAGUGAAACCAUCAAUUCUCAGGGGCUGUUCCCUAGCUACCUUGAGACUGUGAUAAAAGACAUCCUGGCUCCUAAUCUGCAGUGGCAUGCUGGAAGAACAGCAGCUGCCAUCCGUGCUACAGCUGUAUUGUGCCUUUGGGCUCUCAUCCACUGUGAAAUGCUUUCACCAAAAGAGAUCUUAAAAGUGAAAGAUGAGCUGAUGCCCCAGAUUAUUGCUUCCAUGGAUGAAGACUCUAAAAUUACUCGACUGAUGGCUUGUCGUAUUGUUGAUGUUUUUCUAAAAGUCUGUGGGAGGCAGUUUGAUGCAGAUAAAUUUAAGAACAUUUACACAGAGGUGUUAAAGCGUCUGGAUGAUGCCUCAUGUGAUGUGCGGCUGGCAGCUGCUCACACCUUGGCUAAUUGGUUUAAGUGCUUGAAGGACAGUGAUGUGAAAUCCUCAAUGGAAGGUCAUGUUGAGUUUCUGUACCAAGAGCUGUUGGUACAUCUUGACGACCCAGAUGAAAAUCUCCAAAAAGCAGUCCUAGAAGUUUUAAAGGAAGGAAGCAUUUUAUAUCCAGAUCUGCUGGUGAGAGGAAUUGAAGGGGUUGUACACAAGCAUCAAACACCGGUCUAUUGUAAUCAGCUGCUACAUCACAUUCAGUCAGCCAAGGAGUCAGCUUUGUGAAUCACUGCUGAGAUUCUGCUUAGGAAACUGAUGUGAAAUCUGUAUGACUUGGAUUAUCUUUGUAUUUUUGUUUGCUUAAGAAAGGCUGAGCUAGAAAUAGAUUGUUUUUUCUUUGUAAACUCACUGUUGGCUCAUUUGAAAGUGAAAUUAGCACAAUUCUAUGUUCUUUGCAGUUUGAACAGUUCUUUGUAUUUCCUAGCAAUAAAACAAUGUUUUAAUUCA